AUGAGGAGAAAACAGGAAGUACAUUGUGCUGUGGGAAUAGACCUUGGCACAACUUAUUCAUGUGUUGCAGUAUGGCAAGAACAACAUCAUCGAGUUGAGAUCAUUCACAAUGAUCAAGGCAAUAAAAUUACACCUUCUUUUGUUGCAUUCACAGAAAAUCAGAGAUUGAUCGGUGAUGCUGCUAAGAACCAAGCUUCUGCCAACCCUCAAAACACCGUCUUUGAUGCUAAGAGGUUACUUGGUAGGAAAUUUAGUGAUCCUAUUGUUCAAGAUGAUAUUCUUUUAUGGCCAUUCAAAGUCAUUGCUGGUGACAAUGACAGACCCAUGAUUAUGGUUAAGUACAAGGAUCAAGAAAAGCAACUAUAUGCCGAAGAAGUAUCAUCUAUGGUACUCACCAAGAUGCGAGAAAUUGCUGAGAAUUAUUUAGAAUCACCGGUUAAGAAUGCAGUUGUUACUGUGCCAGCUUAUUUUAAUGAUUCUCAAAGAAAAGCAACUAUUGAUGCCGGUGUUAUUGCUGGCCUCAAUGUUAUGAGAGUAAUGAAUGAGCCCACUGCCGCAGCAAUUGCAUAUGGCCUUGACAAGAGAACUGGUUGUAUUGGAGAAAGGAAUAUUUUAGUGUUUGAUCUCGGUGGUGGCACGUUUGAUGUUUCUAUACUAACUAUUAAGGACAGCGUCUUCCAAGUUAAGGCCACCGCCGGAAACACUCACCUCGGUGGAGAAGACUUUGAUAACCGAAUGGUGAACUACUUUGUACAAGAGUUCAAGAGAAAGAACAAAGUGGAUAUUAGUGGAAAUUCAAGAGCCUUGACGAGGUUGAGAACGGCUUGUGAGAGGGCAAAAAGGUCACUUUCUUUCCUCCUUACCGCCACUAUUGAAGUAGAUUCUUUAUUUCAAGGCAUUGACUUUUCUUCAUCAAUCAAUAGAGCCAAGUUUGAGGAAAUGAAUAUGGACCUUUUUAAUGAGUGUAUGAAGAUUUUUGAAAGUUGUCUAAUGGAUGCCGAGAUGGACAAGAGCAUGAUAGAUGAUGUUGUCCUUGUUGGUGGAUCUUCUAGGAUUCCUAAAGUACAGCAGCUAUUACAGGAGUUUUUCAAUGGGAAGGAGUUGUGCAAAAGCAUUAAUCCUGAUGAGGCCGUGGCUUAUGGGGCAGCAGUUCAGGCUGCAUUGUUGAGCGAAGGCGUUGAGAACGUUCCAAAAUUGGUGCUGCAGGAUGUUACACCUUUGUCUCUUGGCAGAUCAAUAGUUGGAGAUAUAAUGAGUGUGGUUAUUCCAAGGAACACUUGCAUUCCUGUCAAAAAUACACGAGAAUAUUUUACCCUUGAAGAUAACCAAUCGUAUUCCUUGAUUGAGAUUUAUGAGGGUGAGAGAACAAGAGCCAGUGACAACAAUUUUCUUGGUUCUUUUACUCUAUCUGGUCACACCCCAGCUCCUCGUGGUCACACUUACGAUGUUUGUUUUUCUAUAGAUGAAAAUGGUAUUUUGACAGUUUCUGCCACGGAAAGUUCCACCGGCAAAACGAGUGAAAUUACAAUAACCAAUCACAGAGAUAGAUUGUCAAGUGAGGAAAUUAAAAAAUUGGUUCAAGAAGCUGAGAAUUACCAACUUGAAGACAAGAAAUUCCUAAGGAAUGCCGCAGCGCUGAAUGCAUUGGAUGACUACAUUUGCAAAAUGAGAAAUGCUUUAAUGAAAAAGGAUAUUAAUCUAAAGCUCUCCUGUCAAGAAAUUGAGAUUAUCAAAUCUACAAUUGCUGUGAUUACAAAUUUGGUUGAUGAGAAUAACCAAGAGGUGGAAAUAGAUGUUCUGGAGGACCAUCUAAAGGGACUUCAGAUUACCAUGGAAGACAUUUUACCAAAGGCUAUUUAG
This is a messenger RNA of Vicia villosa (hairy vetch), 1860 nucleotides long. Its product is annotated as heat shock cognate 70 kDa protein-like. Gene Ontology annotation, cellular component: cytoplasm. The transcript is spliced from 3 exons. Gene Ontology annotation, molecular function: heat shock protein binding; ATP-dependent protein folding chaperone; ATP binding. The record is from RefSeq and is a predicted model, not a curated record. Gene Ontology annotation, biological process: cellular response to unfolded protein; protein refolding. NCBI's taxonomy places the organism in Eukaryota, Viridiplantae, Streptophyta, Magnoliopsida, Fabales, Fabaceae. The coding region runs from base 1 to 1860 and encodes 619 amino acids.